Molecule: messenger RNA, 3105 nt
Organism: Aspergillus caelatus
Lineage: Eukaryota; Fungi; Ascomycota; Eurotiomycetes; Eurotiales; Aspergillaceae
Product: glycosyl hydrolase family 76-domain-containing protein
Exons: 8
Coding region: 1-3105 (1034 amino acids)
Biological process (GO): fungal-type cell wall biogenesis; carbohydrate catabolic process
Molecular function (GO): mannan endo-1,6-alpha-mannosidase activity; flavin adenine dinucleotide binding; oxidoreductase activity, acting on CH-OH group of donors
Source: RefSeq, a predicted model, not a curated record
AUGCGUGUGCCCCGCGGUGGGCUUCAUGGGGCCAUUCUUUUCCUCGCAGGGAUUGGUCGUGUCGUCGAGGCACUGAGUAUUGAUAUCAAUGAUGCAGCCAGCCAGACCGCCUACGGUUCGAUGUUAUGGUACUCCGGCAAUGAAACGGGUCAGAUUCCGGGAGCGUUUCCAGACAAGUGGUGGGAAGGCAGUGCUUUGUUCUUAAGCUUGCUGUAUUAUUGGCAUUAUACUGGCGAUACCACCUACAAUGCUGAAGUCAGUCAGGGUAUGGAGUGGCAGGCUGGCAAUGGGGACUACAUGCCAGCCAAUUAUAGUAGCUACUUGGGUAACGACGACCAAGGCUUUUGGGGGAUUGCCGCCAUGACAGCUGCCGAAAUCGGUUUCCCCGACGUUGACAACGGAUACUCGUGGCUGUCCCUCGCGCAGGGCGUUUUCAACACGCAAGUGGCUCGGUGGGAUAGCAGCAAUUGUGGUGGUGGACUGCGCUGGCAGAUCUUCCCAUAUCAAGCUGGCUACGCCAUGAAGAACUCGAUUUCGAACGGGCUGUUGUUCCAGCUGGCAGCACGUCUCGCUCGGUAUACCAACAACCAGACAUAUACGGAAUGGGCUGAAAAGGUUUGGGAUUGGAGUGCGUCUUCGCCGCUGCUAAAUAAUAAGACAUGGAAUGUCGCGGACUCCACCGAUAUAGCAGGCGGAUGUAAAUCCCAGGGAAACAACCAAUGGUCGUACAAUUAUGGCACGUACUUAAUCGGUGCGGCGUACAUGUAUAACAUGACCGAGAAGGAGACAUGGAAGACAGCAGUUGACGGCCUUUUGGGAGUUACACUGAACACAUUCUUCCCGAAAUCCUUUAAUUAUAUUAUGUCCGAGGUUCUCUGCGAGCCGAACGAGGUUUGCAAUGACAAUGAAAUCCUGUUCAAGGGCCUUGUCACCGGGUGGCUUGCUUUCGUUGCCUUGCUGGUCCCGUCAACUUAUGACCAGAUUCUCCCUAAGUUGCAAGCGUCCGCGCAAGGUGCUGCCGCGUCGUGCAGCGGGAUGAGCAACAACACCUGCGGGGUGCGCUGGCACGAAUCGAAGUGGGAUGGCUGGGUUGGUAUGGAAGAGCAGAUCAGCGCCACCGACGUGCUGAGUUCGGUCUUGGUCACGGAAAAGAAAUGGAGUGGCCCCUUGACCUCGUCGACAGGCGGAAACAGUACCAGCAACCCGAACGCGGGUAGCAACGAUGGCAGCAGCUCCGAUAAGAGCCAGUUAAACCCGAUCACGACCGGUGACAAGGCGGGAGCUAGUAUUGUCACGAUUGCAUUUGUUGGUGUAUGGGGUGGUUUGGUUGCCUUUAUGCGUACAAUUUCAUUAGGUGGAAAUGUCCCACUUGGCACUGAUCUAGAGCACGAGGCCCAUUGGGCUGCAAGCUGCGGGGCUCACGCUUACAUCCUCACAGGCGGUCCUGCAGGAUGUAUCAUUGCGUCACGACUUGCAUCCUGUUCGGAGAAGCCCAGGGUUCUUCUAUUAGAAGCUGGAAAGUACAAUGACUCGGAAGAUCUCUUGGUCGAUGGGCAGAGAUGGAUCACGCUACAGCAACCGGGGAUGAAUUGGGGUUACAGCACGGUGUCGCAGGAACACUGCAACGGCCGCCAACUGGAUUAUAGUCGGGGACGGGGUUUGGGAGGUAGUACUGCCAUAAACUUUGGCUUCUGGACUGUUGGAUGCCGCGGAGACUACGAUCGCUGGGCGGACCUCGUCGAUGAUCCUCGCUUUGAUUGGGCACAUAUGCAAGCGCGAUUCAAAACCCUCGAGUCAUUCCAGACAGAGGACACUGAGGCCAGGUACGGUGACUACGUCGCUCCUCGGCGCGAAGACCACGGCCAACACGGGCCACUCAAGGUAGGAUAUCCCAAAACAUGGGAACGGGAUAUUGUGCCAAUGUUGGAUAUUUUUCGUGAUGCCGGCUUUCCAGUGACCCGGGACCUUAACAGCGGAAAUCCAUUAGGCAUAGGGCCCGUGAUCAAUUCUUCCUACCAAGGUCGACGAACGACCGCAGCCACUUUGCUCCAAAGUAGUAGCGACAAUCUCACCAUUAUAACCGAGUGCUCAGUUGAGCGACUCGUUUUCGAAGGGAAGCGUGUCAUCGGUGUUGAAGCUACAGGGACUCGUUACUUUGCUGCCAAAGAGGUUAUUCUCUCUGCAGGUAGCCUCGACACACCGAAGCUAUUAAUGCUUUCCGGUAUUGGACCGAGGUCGCAGUUGGACAAACAUGGGAUUCCUAUAAUCUGUGACCUUCCUGCCAUUGGUCAGAACCUGAAGGAUCACUGCCAUGUUCCACUUGCAUUUAGACGAAACAAAGAAAGCAACGACCGACAUUCAUUCUAUGGAGAGCCAACCGCAUCGCAGGAAGCCCUGGAGACCUGGAAGAAUGACGGGACCGGGCCAUGGUCCAUUUUUGGUUGCCAGACCGUGGGUGGCUGGGUGAAAUCCUCCUCGGUCAUAGACUCUCCCGAGUUCAAGCAGCUUCCACUGACUGAGCAAGAAUUCCUCAAGGGCGAGACGGUUCCCCAUUAUGAACUAGUUUCGCAUUUCCCUUUCCACCUGCUGAUUCCAGGAGUCUCAGAGGACUUUAGCUAUGUAUGUCUUGUGGCCUUCUUGAUGAACCCUCAAAGCCGUGGCGAGGUGAAAUUACAGUCUGCCGACCCGACGGUGCCUCUUUUGUUCAACCCUAAGUUUCUGUCCCAUCCGUACGAUCGCCGUGUCGCGAUUGAAAGCUAUCGUGAUCUUCUGAAACUGAGCACCCACCCAUCCUUCUCUAAGGAUACCAUAGGGGACUUGAUUCGACCAGAGGGGGACAGUGAUGAGGCGAUCCUUGAAUUUUGGAAGCAAUUUGUCAGUUCAACCUGGCACAUGACUGGGACUGUAAAGAUGGGGAGGUCAGAAGAUCCAGACGCAGCUGUGGACAGCUCAUUCCGAGUCCGGAAUGUAGAGGGACUGCGAGUGGCUGACAUGAGUGUGGUACCUGUCCUGACAAACAAUCACACGCAGGUAACUGCCUAUCUUGUGGGAGCAACAUGUGCAGACGUUCUCAUUGAGAAGUAUAGUCUUUCGUAUCAAGUCUGA